Coffea arabica (coffee) is the source of this 2313-nucleotide messenger RNA. RefSeq lists its product as uncharacterized. The record is from RefSeq and is a predicted model, not a curated record. Lineage: Eukaryota; Viridiplantae; Streptophyta; Magnoliopsida; Gentianales; Rubiaceae.
GUUUAGAUUAAGAAAGCUUGGAGUUGGAGGUUGGAAACCUGGUUCAAGAAGCCAAGCCAAAGCCAACUCCUUCGUGUAAAAGACAAAUCAAGAAACCGUUACAAAGACAAAAUGAUCCCAUCUCUUUGCAAGCUUCUUAAACUGUCAAAACCUUCCCAGAACAUCACGCUGACAUGAUCUGGCGCUCAUUCUUUUUGUCAUGCAAAAGAAUAUACAUUUCACUUGAUUUUGUUUUGGUGGGGUCUUCUUUUUGCAUCUUCUUUCUUUUUUCUUUUUCGCCAGUAUUUUAGACGGCCAACAUCUUUCUCUUCCCCUUUCCUCGCUUUUUGUUUCAAAUUUGAAAUUCUGCGAUUGGAAUCUUAUCUGGGAUUCAAAAGACGAGCAUUUAUUGAUCAUCUUUUUCUUGGUAUUUUGGAGUUAGUUACGGGGAUUUUCCUGUUUCCUAAGGAAUAUUUUUACUGGAGUUUGAUUGAUUGUCAUCAUCGUGGUCGUUUCUCUGCCUCGGUGUGGUCUUCCUUUGAGCUUUGAUAUCAGUCUCCUCAGCCUCAACCAGGUUAGUCGAAAAAUCCAUGGCCGAAAGUGGCAUGGGGAGACACAAUUUUGAUAUAGAUAUCCUCAAAGAAACCCUCUGCGCUCAGCAACAGUUGCUGCAGAAGCUUUACAAUGAGUUGGAAGCAGAGAGAGAGGCCUCUUCUUCUGCUGCCAGUGAAGCUUUGUCUAUGAUAUUGCGCCUACAAGGAGAAAAAGCUGCUGUGCAAAUGGAAGCAGAGCAAUACAAAAGAUUGGCAGAGGAAAAAAUGGGAUAUGCAGAGGAAUCAUUAGCAAUUUUUGAAGAUAUUAUGUAUCAGAAAGAUAUGGAGAUGGCAGCUUUGGAUUCUCAAGUGCAGGCUUACAGGUAUAAGCUAUUAAGCAUGGGUUGUGAAGAUCCAGGAAUUGGUGAAACAACGUCUCCAGAAAACCUCUUACAAAGAAAUGAAUCUUUUGUAGGGGAAACGAAUUUGAAAAGGAUCGGAAGGAGAAAUUCUGCACCCCUCCUAACUUUGAUAUCAUGCAUGAGGAAAGGUGUGACUGAGAGAGAGAGUUGUUUAAGCCCCAAAACAGAUCUGGUUCAUAAGACAGUCGAAGAUUGCACAGCACAGGACAUGAAUGAAUCGAGUUCUGAUUGGGAGAAAAAGACAGAUAAUUCUAAUAUGGGAGACAUCAACUCAUAUCUGGAGCAGAUCAGAAAGUUAGAUGGUCGUGUUAAAGAGAUAGCAGGAGUUAGCUAUGCAAACUUACAAAGUUCAACGAGGUCUCCUUCACCGCUUUCACAAAGCUCUGGAAACCCCUAUGAUCUGACAAGAGAACCAACAGCAUAUGACAUGGAUAAGGUCAAACAUCCAGGAAAUGUGAAGGAAAGUGAAAUAACAACUGAAUGUCCUUGUUCCCCAGGUGUCCUUGAUGUCUUUGAAGUCCCCCAGGUGGAAGAGAGUUAUGAUGAUUGCCAAUUGAAGAGAAACAAUCAGAAGAAGAUGGUUUUGCAAGAUGAGAACAAGGUUGAAAAACCAGAUGCCGUUUCUGAGGAGAUUGUUAAGCCAUACAUUCAAGAACAAGAAAGUGACUGGCUACAGAAAGUGCUAAAAUCUUCCCAGCAACAGAAAACAUUUUGUAAACCAAGUAGUGCCAUUGAAGUUGAUUGCAACUUUGCAACGGUUCAUCCUAUAGGAAAAGUUUCUAUAUCUCAACCGUUGCUGCAACAGUUCAAUCAGACUUCAGAAAUAGUUGAGAUUGAUAGACAGGCUGGUAGACUAGUAUCUGCAGACAGAGAGGAAGAACGGAAACUAUUGAAAGAGAUAAGAGAGAAGCUGAAUUCAAUAGAGUGUGAGAUCAGAAGUUGGAAAGUUAAGGAGUCUUCACAUAGAGAUGAGGUACCGAUUGCCACCCUUGCAGAGGCAAUGCUUCAUUUUUGGCUCUGAACCAGCAAUAUGACCACUUUCUUUCCAGUAAGAGGAUCAAAGUUGUCAGAUUCUUGCUUCCAGAAUUGUUGAUGGUUGUUUACAUGGAUUGACAUGAAUAGUUUGAUUGCAGUGUGACUUGAUCUUUUGCAAAGUUUAAGGCCAUGCAUAUUGUGAACAGCGUAUAUACUUGUAUGCUAACACAGUAGUGGAAAAGUGUGUUUUCUUCUGUCUGCACAUCCGACAUUUCUGUAUCCAAGAUCUUUGAAGAAUCAGUUAAUCUUCAUUGUACAUUAAGUGUAUAUAUCUAUAUACAUACACAGGCAUUCAAUCAUUUUCUAGAUAAUCCUUAUGCUAAUAUAUUUUACAUUUUCUUCCA